GCUCUUGUUUUCUCGAAGGCCAAAACCCUAAUUCUGCUCAAAAGGCCAAAAACCUCUCUUACCUUUCUUCUCCGAGCCGCCCACUUCGCCUUCUUCUUCAACAACUACCUGCAGCUUCUCCAGCUCCUGCCGCCGAAAACAAUAGAGAAAAUGACCGAGGAAGUAAAUCCCAAGGCUUAUCCUUUGGCGGACAACCAGCUGUCCAUCACCAUCCUCGACCUCAUCCAGCAAGCCGCCAACUAUAAGCAACUGAAGAAGGGCGCCAAUGAAGCGACAAAAACUCUUAACAGGGGAAUUUCAGAGUUCGUUGUCAUGGCCGCGGAUACCGAGCCAAUCGAAAUCCUUCUCCACCUUCCCUUACUGGCAGAGGACAAGAAUGUACCGUAUGUCUUUGUUCCUUCAAAGCAGGCUCUUGGAAGAGCUUGUGGGGUUACAAGGCCCGUGAUUGCUUGUUCAGUUACCAGCAAUGAGGGGAGCCAACUGAAAUCACAAAUCCAGCAAUUGAAGGAUGCAAUUGAGAAGCUGCUCAUAUAAACGGGGAAACAUUCCAGCAUGAAGGGCCUCAGAAUAGUUGAUUGGAGGCUUGGACUGAUGUUCUGUAUGCUUCUUAAGAGUUAAGUAGUAUCUAUUGAACCUUUAGUUCGUUUGUAAGAACAUAUAAUGUUUCCUGCAUGCGAAAUUCUAUAUCUGUUGUUUGUAAACUCAAAUGAGUGUGCCCUUUAAGGUGUGUGGAGCUAUUAUUGCUGUUCAAACUUCAAGUAGAUUAUCAUUUAAAUUUUAUUGCACUCUACGCUUACA
This is a messenger RNA of Dendrobium catenatum, 798 nucleotides long. Its product is annotated as NHP2-like protein 1. Bases 151 to 534 code for a protein of 127 amino acids. Gene Ontology annotation, molecular function: RNA binding. Gene Ontology annotation, biological process: ribosome biogenesis; mRNA splicing, via spliceosome; maturation of SSU-rRNA. Lineage: Eukaryota; Viridiplantae; Streptophyta; Magnoliopsida; Asparagales; Orchidaceae. Gene Ontology annotation, cellular component: nucleolus; small-subunit processome; precatalytic spliceosome. The record is from RefSeq and is a predicted model, not a curated record. The transcript is spliced from 5 exons.